Molecule: messenger RNA, 2046 nt
Organism: Melanaphis sacchari
Lineage: Eukaryota; Metazoa; Arthropoda; Insecta; Hemiptera; Aphididae
Gene: Dok
Product: docking protein 2
Exons: 4
Coding region: 541-1971 (476 amino acids)
Biological process (GO): cell surface receptor protein tyrosine kinase signaling pathway; positive regulation of MAPK cascade
Cellular component (GO): cytoplasm
Source: RefSeq, a predicted model, not a curated record
UGAUUAGAACACGACUGCAACGCAGUCCGUAGUAGUACAGAGUACUGUUACAGCGCAGACCCGCGUCCAGUGUCUACUGCCGCCGAGUAGACGGUUGUUGUCGAAGUCUGCACUCGGCGCAGUCGCAUCCCAAGUCCGUACCGCAGUGCGUUCGGUCGGGUUGGUUACCUACCACUUACCGCCGCCGUGAAGACGCGUGUACGACCCGGACUCGGCCGCUCGGGGCACAUGGUUUUGAUAACGUUGCCCUUGCCAGCUGCCCGACAAUAUCACCUACGACGACGACGAGUGACGACAAUAGUCUCCGUUUUUUGAAAUAUUUUCGUUUCCGCCGAUUUUCAUUGCGUCCCACAGUUAUUUGACCGCGGAGGAAUGCCUCCGGGAGGCACGAAAACUGUUCAUUCGUAGUUUGACGCGCAGGUUCGGUGGUCGCCGCGGUGACCAGAGUGACGACGGUAAUUAUUAUUACUAUCAGGUACUAUCGGCGACUGCUUUAUUCAACUGCUUGUACUGCUGGGCGCCGACCGACGAUCUGGACAAAUGGCGAGAUCAGACGACCCGUACAAAGAAGGAUAUCUCUACUUUCCGCCUCACGGAGUACUAUCGCAGCUAAAAAAAUCCUGGCAGAAACGUUAUUGUAGAUUAUUCAAAUGGAGUAAACAUGGUAUAGAUCGUCUUGAAGUAUUUGACGGUAUUGAUGACCAAAAAUCUUCAAAUAUAGCCUCUAUUAUACCCUUGGAAAGUUGUGUGAAAAUCACACAAGACGCUCAAAAACAUCAACCUAAUGUGUUCGCAGUUUGGACAAAAACCAGUGUUCAUCAUUUUGCUGCAAGCUCUGAACAAGAAAUGACUGACUGGAUAUGUGCUUUGCAAGCUGUAGCAUUUAGAGAUAAUGUUUCAAGGCAAACAAUUGAAGAAGACAAUGAUUUAUAUUGUUCAUCUGGAGAUGCUGGUGUUUUUAGUGUUAAAUUAAUAUCAUCUGAUGCCAGUGAACGUUGUGGUUUAAAAGAACAAACUUAUACAUUAGUCAUUACUCCUGUUGCUCUACAAUUACGAGAGUCUGAUGAAAAUGAUACACUACUUCUAACGUGGCCAUAUAGAUUUAUUCGAAGAUAUGGAUAUAGAGCUGGUAGAUUUACAUUUGAAGCUGGUCGUAAAUGCGCUAGUGGCGAAGGCGUAUUUCAUCUGGAACAUUCAAACCAACAGGAGAUAUUUCGAUGCAUUUCAUCAAAAAUGAAAAGUAUGAAAAAACUAUUAAAUGGUGGAGGUGAUGCAACAUCUAUCAUGUGUGGUGAUAAUCAGUUCAGAGCGGCUUUAUCUAUGAUGGCCCGUUCUCGAAGCCCUUUACCACCAUCUCCCACUAGUACUACUCCAUUAAUUUUGGACAAUGACUUUAAUAGCUUUUCUUGUUCAAUCAAACCUCUCAUGCCUCUACCAUCAUUUUUAGUACCUCCAACUACGUCUCCACCACCACCACCACUGAAACCAAAACCAAAGGCCAUAUUAUCAAAAAAGCUACCUACUCCUUUCAUGAACGACCCUUACAACGAAACUAAAGAAAUAGAUUCACCAGAUGCAGCAUAUGAAGAUGUUCAAGUGAGAAACGAUGCCUGGAGAACCAUGGGUCUAAAUGAUUCAAAUCAUUGCGAAAAACCUUAUGCUAGUAACACUAUAAUACCUGAUGAUGGUACUGAACAUUAUGAUCAUCUACAACAUUUUGGUUUCAUAUCUAAAACAGCACCUGGGUAUAGACAAAUUCAUCCAAUUGCUUUAACUACAAAACACAAAUCAAUCGUUAAAGCAGAUACCGUGAUGAUGCCUGCUCGUAAAGCUGACGAUUCACAUUAUGGUUAUGGUACUAUUAAUAAAAAAAACUCGACCGAAGAAAAUUGCUCAAACAAUGAGUCUUUGGAUUCUGUAGCACACAAUGAAUUGCAAUAUGCUAUGGUCUUCAAGCCUAAUAAGGUCUAGUCUUAUUUUUAUUAUUAUUGAUGAAAAUCAUUCUCUAAAUUUAUAUAUUUUAUAUUAUAUUUUCCUAUUUCUAUA